CCUCUCUCAUCUUUUUAAGUGGGAGAACUUGUACAAUUGGUGGUGACUAAAUACUUUUUUGCCCCACUGUAUAUGUGAUGCAAUUAUUAUUAUACAGGAUUUAUAUAGCGCUUUACAAUAUAGCAAUGUACACUAUAUUGCCAAAAGUAUUGGCCCCGCCCUCCCAAUCAUUUGAUUCAGGUGUUCCAAUCCCCUCCCAAUCAUGUGAUUCAGGUGUUCCAAUCCCCUCCCAAUCAUGUGAUUCAGGCGCUCCAAUCCCCCCUCCAUGGAUACAGGUGUAUACAAUCAAGCCCCUAGGCAUG
Molecule: messenger RNA, 302 nt
Organism: Staurois parvus
Lineage: Eukaryota; Metazoa; Chordata; Amphibia; Anura; Ranidae
Source: the annotation of a GenBank genome assembly